Messenger RNA from Ipomoea nil (Japanese morning glory), 2719 nucleotides. Its product is annotated as G-type lectin S-receptor-like serine/threonine-protein kinase At4g27290. NCBI's taxonomy places the organism in Eukaryota, Viridiplantae, Streptophyta, Magnoliopsida, Solanales, Convolvulaceae. Bases 68 to 2605 code for a protein of 845 amino acids. Gene Ontology annotation, molecular function: ATP binding; protein serine/threonine kinase activity. The transcript is spliced from 7 exons. Gene Ontology annotation, biological process: protein phosphorylation; recognition of pollen. The record is from RefSeq and is a predicted model, not a curated record.
CCGAAAUUUCGAAGUUCUACUCUGUUUAUUAUGGCAGAAAGUGGAAUUCGAUUAGGAUUUCUCCUACAUGUCUUUCUCUCUCCUUUUUUUUUUUUUUUUUUGGUCGAAAUUAGAAAACAAUUCAGUUUUUAUCCUACAACUUAAUGCAGAAAAUACCAGAAAACUAGAAAUGAAAUCAUUGGAAGGGCUGAGGCUCUACUUUUUUUGCUCCACUUUACUAUCUCUAUUCACACUUUGCACCUCAGCAGACACCAUAACACCAGAUCACCUCAUCACAGAUGGUACUACUAUAGUUUCAGCUGGUGGCAACUUUGAACUUGGAUUUUUCAGCCCUGGGAAAUCCAAGAAUCGAUAUGUUGGCAUUUGGUACAGCAAGAUACCAACUAAGGAUGUGGUCUGGGUUGCUAACAGAGAUACUCCGCUAAACAACACUUCUGGCAAGCUAUUGCUCAGAGACAAUGGGAUCCUAGUACUCCUAGAUGGUAGCAAAGAAGAACUCUGGUCAUCAAAUUCAUCAAUAUCCUUGAAAAAUCCAGUGGCUCAGCUUUCAGACACAGGAAAUCUUGUUGUGAGAGAGGGAAAUGACCAUACUUCCAAAAAUUCCGCCUGGCAGAGCUUUGAUUAUCCUGGUAAUACUUUGCUACCAGGCAUGAAGCUAGGCCGGAACUUAGCCACUGGUCAUGUCUGGUACCAGACCUCGUGGAAGAGCGCUGAUGAUCCUGCUGUAGGUGAAUACACAGAAAUGAUAAACAUUAAUGGAUUCCCUGAAAUUUUUGAGAUCAGAGGUGCAAACAAGUCUCCUCUUUAUAGGUCCGGGCCUUGGAAUGGAGAGAUGUUUACUGGCGUGCCUAAAAUUAAAGAUAAUCCCUACUAUACGUUUGAGUUUAUUAUGAAUGACACAGAGAUUUACUACACAUAUGAGCUUAUAGAUAGCUCAGUUCCUAGCAGGGUUGUAAUGAAUCCAACUGGCAUCAUUGAACGCUUAACAUGGAUUGAACGCACCAAAAGCUGGAUUGUUUACUUGACAGCACAGACAGAUAACUGUGAUCGUUAUGGGAUGUGUGGAGCUUUUGGCAAGUGCAAUAUCAACAGCUCCCCACCCUGUGACUGUCUGAAAGGAUUUAUCCCAAAAUAUCCACAAGAUUGGGAGGCAACAGAUUGGUCAAAUGGGUGUGUCCGGAGAACUCCUUUGGAUUGUGGGGAUGCUGACAGAUUUCUUAUAUACAGAGGUGUAAAAUUGCCAGACACACGCCAUUCCUGGUAUGACAGGAGCAUUGGCCUUGAGGAAUGUAAGGGAUUGUGCUUGAAAAAUUGCAGCUGUACGGCUUAUUCUAAUGUAGAUAUAAGAGAUGGUGGAAGUGGAUGCUUGCUCUGGUUUGAAAACCUAACUGAUAUUAAGGAGUUGGAUAAAGUUGAACAAGAUCUGUACGUGAGGAUUGCUGCAUCAGAUUUUGAUAUCUCUCAAAAUGGACAGAAGAAACAAGAGGUGAUGAAGAUAGUUAUACCGACAAUUUCAGGGAUACUUACUCUAAGCUUUUUGGUUUGGUUUGCACUAUAUAAAAGGAAAAGAGGAGCUGAGAUUGGCAAGGAAGACUAUGAUUUACCAUUAUUCACUUUGGAAACUGUAGUCUCUGCAACAAACAACUUUUCUUCUGAUAAUCUUAUUGGAGAGGGUGGAUUUGGACCUGUUUACAAGGGUAAGCUACCAACUGGAACAGAAAUAGCGGUCAAGAAGCUUUCUGAAAAUUCUGGCCAAGGUGUUAAGGAGUGGGAGAAUGAAGUGAGCAUAAUUGCCAAACUUCAACAUAGAAACCUUGUCACGCUUCAAGGUUGCUGCGCCGAUGAAGGACAAAGGAUACUAAUAUAUGAAUAUAUGCCAAACAAUAGCUUGGACUACUUCAUAUUUGAUGAGAGCAGAAAAAGAAUACUUACCUGGCAAAAACGCUUUGAAAUUGCUGUGGGAAUAUCCCGUGGACUCCUUUAUCUUCAUCAGGACUCCAGAUUCAAAAUUAUACAUAGAGAUCUGAAGGCGAGUAACAUAUUACUGGAUGCUGAAUUGAACGCCAAGAUUUCUGACUUUGGCCUUGCUAGAAUUGUAGGAGAAGAUGAUGCUCUGGCAAGAACAAAGAGAAUUAUAGGAACAUAUGGUUACAUGUCACCAGAGUAUGCUAUAGAUGGCAACUUCUCUGUAAAAUCAGAUGUUUUUAGUCUUGGAGUGAUUUUUUUGGAACUCAUUAGUGGAAGGAAGAACCGGACAUUUCAUCAUUCAGAUCAUCACCACAACCUUCUGGGUCAUACAUGGCUAUUGUGGAAUGAUGGUGACCCUAUAGAACUAAUGGAUAAUUGUGUGAAAGACUCUUAUGUGGAAUCUCAAGUGCUAAGAUGCAUUCAUGUAGCUCUUCUUUGUGUUUCGAAACUACCAGAAGACAGACCAACAAUGGCAUCAGUAGUUUUCAUGUUGGAGAAUGAGGAAGUGGCUUUACCUCAACCUAAAGAGCCAGGUUUCUUUGUGGAAAGGAAUUCAACUGAAGCAUCUUCCAAAAAUGUGGAAAUAUACCACUCUGAAGUUGCAAAGAUGACAUUCAGCAUUCUUGAACCUAGAUAAAAACAACAUAUAAUUUUUUGAGUGGGUACAUAACCAAAAUGGACACUUUAAGAUUAAGAUUAAGAUUGUAUCUCUCCAUAUCAUUUCAUCUUAUCCAACAGAGUGCAAUUUUUC